Macroventuria anomochaeta is the source of this 1711-nucleotide messenger RNA. RefSeq lists its product as uncharacterized. Lineage: Eukaryota; Fungi; Ascomycota; Dothideomycetes; Pleosporales; Didymellaceae. The transcript is spliced from 3 exons. Bases 1 to 1578 code for a protein of 525 amino acids. The record is from RefSeq and is a predicted model, not a curated record.
AUGCACAAGUCGACUGAGCUUGGACGAGCAGUCCUCUCGACAUCAACAGCGAACCUUGAGCUUUGGCUCAGAACUUUGAUCACAGUCUCACCUCAACAGCACUGCACUAACCUCGAGCAGCACGAUGCAACUUCUCUGCUCAGCCUGUUAUCAUCUGGUGAAGUAUGGGUGGGCCGUGGGAAUGGACUGUAUAUCGAUCUUGACAUUACCUUCAAAGGCCAGCCUCUUGCUGACGAGCAGCUUCGACAACUUUCUGAGGCCAUUCUCGAUGCGCCGGUGUGGGAUCAGCUAGAUUUGCAACUAUCAUUACCAUAUGACACUACCCAUGAGCCAGGAAAGUUGCGGAUUGCGGUCAAUCACUCAAGUGAGCGCGCAGCACCUACUGCGAGACCACGUCAUCAAGUUCUAUCAAACAUUUGCGCCGCCGACGUGCGACCGCCUGAGGGAGUGUCUGCUUUCUUUCUCGACUCGGUGCUCCUUUCUGCAGACAUCUUCGAGCUCGUUCAGCGGAGAAAAGUCACAACAGCUAAGCGAUUAAAAACCUCGACAGACAGUAACGGUGUACCGCGAUCAACAACCGGCCAAGCGGCCGAUGACACUGAGAAAGAAGCUCCUGAUGAGCUUCUGCUGGAUGCCAACGAGAUAACCUCCUCGCGCGCAUCACUGCCCACCCUGAAAAGAAUACGAUCGCCAGCCUCAUCUCUAGAAAGGGCAGCUUCCUUGCCAGCCACUCCACCAGGCGAAGCCCAUCAGAAUUGUCGACUUACCUUGGAGGCCUCUGAUUCACAAAACGGGGCACCUAACCCGAAGACAAGCCUCGACAUUGCAAACUUACAGACGCUGAUCGAUGGAGCGCUACGACUGUCGGUCGUCAGUAGCAUCAAUAGUAAGAUGCUUCCUGGAGUCAAAGUCAAGGCAAAUACGUUUGGACCAGGUCUUGCAGAUGUCGCGCCUACACUGUGGAAACCAGGUUAUUCAUUGUCCUUGUGCCAGAGAGCGAAUCUGCUACCCAUCAUCAGCCGAUCUCUCUGUCAACCAGCCGUUACUGGGAAGACUAUUUCAACAUCCCUAGAAAAGAAACUGUCAGCAUUGACGGCCCCCUUGUGGUCCCUUCAAACAGCCGGCCGGACACUGGAUCGAGAGCCAGCAAGUGCUGUAGAUGGAAGCCAUCUGGCUUCAUGCAUCGCCCCUCGGCUCUGGCUACAUUUGCAAACAAACACGCCUUGCAAAUCAGCGACUCCACUGCAGUCCUUUGUAACCGCAGAGCCACAAACAACAUCGCACUUCCAGUCUGACGAUAUGCUAGAGGAGUCGCGGCAUGAGGAUGGAAAGAACCACAGAUCUAGGCCCAGCGCAGUGGGUCCUGACGGGGGCGGGGCGUCCGAUGCUGAUCAAGUCCUCGAGGAUGACCCUGCAGCCCCAGCGACUUGCGAUGGAAUUCCGUCAGAGCAGCAUCUCCUCGGGGCAGAGGCCACUCCUGACCACAUUUUGGAAGCCGUCGACGAUGAAUUACUCCUCGGAGACGAGUGUUUCGAGCCCCUGAGUCCCAUCACCUGUCGCGGCAACGAAAUUUCGUAAAGCCAGUUCCUUCGGACCUCGAGUUUUAAAUUCCAUCACAUGUGCGCGGAGCAAGCCGUCUCCGCUCAGCAUGCACCAAAGCUGUCACGAAUCUCUGCUCCGCGCUCGACCCGAGCUAGGCUAGAGAACGUGG